This is a messenger RNA of Haliotis rufescens (red abalone), 1879 nucleotides long. RefSeq names its product mesenchyme-specific cell surface glycoprotein-like. The transcript has 11 exons. The coding region runs from base 106 to 1809 and encodes 567 amino acids. NCBI's taxonomy places the organism in Eukaryota, Metazoa, Mollusca, Gastropoda, Lepetellida, Haliotidae. The record is from RefSeq and is a predicted model, not a curated record. Gene Ontology annotation, molecular function: protein binding.
UCUAGAUUUGUGAUUGUCUUAUCAGUUUAUCGGUGCCUUGCAAAUCACCCCUUACGUCCCCGUGUACUUCAUGAUCUCUUUGCUGUUGACCGCCACACAGAACCAAUGUUACCUAGACUCAGCGUUGUCGUUGCCCUAGUGAUCUUCAUUGGGGGAUGCUGCGGCAGGUACGUCAUCCGUCCCCUUGGUUACCUGAAACUCCCAAACAGCGUCACCCCCACAGACACAUACAAGAUCCUCUCGGGGUCUGCAGAGGAGGCGGCGUACGACCCCGAUGACCAACUCAUCUAUGUCGUAGGCGAAGGAUCUCGACUACUCCACGUCGUGGACGUCACCAACCCCAUGAUGCCAAAGCGUCUCUUUACCCAUGAGUUCAGCAGUGCUGAUGGUGUACCGCGAGACGUGGAGGUCUGCAACGGCGAGGUGGUUGUAGCUAUGUCCUCCGAUGUACCCGUAUUUCCGGGUCACGUGUUCUUUUUCAGGACAUAUAAACGAGGCUCUGAUAAGAUGGACUUUGACGGCAAAGUUACCGUGGGCGAGUUCCCGGAUGUACUGAAGUUCGCCCCGGAUUGCAAGACCCUGGUUGUCGGGAACGAGGGGAGGUCAGGGGUAGACUACGCGGGGAGGUACCUCGACCCCGAGGGCACGCUCACCAUCAUCUCCAAGUCGACAACUGGCAACCCCUCGGAGAGAUUCGUCGAUUUCAAUAAGUUCAACAGCAGACAUGAGAUUCGAAGUGUGGCGAAGUCCAUCCCUUCAAAUCUCCUGUCCGCUCGAAGCACAAUCGCACAGGAGCUGGAGCCGGAAUACGUGACAGUGCCCAGUACGACAACUGCCUAUGUCACGUUCCAGGAGAACAAUCUGAUCGCCCAGAUCAAUCUGAAGGACGCGACUGUGCCUGUUCUGUUUACCAUGCCACACAAAGACUUCAGUGACGUCGCAAUGGAUGCGAGUGACCGGGAUGGAGGAAUCCACAUGCAAAAGUUCCCCCUACGCGGCCUCCGCCAACCCGACGUCAUCAAGAGCCUCGUGUACAACCGCAGGACGUACCUGUUUGUAGUGGACGAGGGCGCCAUGUCCUCCUUCACCACGGCCUCUCACAGCAUACAGUGGGAUGAAGGAGAGAGGGCUAAGGUGGUCAGUUAUCAGAAAGGAUAUGACACGAGCGCCAUCACCAACGCCUCAUUCCUCGCCGACCUCAACGACGACAGCAAACUCGGGCGCCUGUAUGUGAGCCGCAUCGACGGGUUAAACCCGUUCACCAGUAAGAUUGAGGACGUGUACACAUACGGAGGGCGGGGCUUCUCCAUAUGGGACGGUUCCUCCAUGGCGAUGCUGUACGACAGCGGUGACGAAUUGGAACGACGUGCCAGGGACUCCUACUACAACGUCUUCAACUCCGAAGGUGUGGAGCCUACGGUAUACUCCCCCGAGACCCUUAAGGACAGCGUAUCAGACGACAUGGGCCCAAAACCGAAUGCAAUGGACGUGAUCAGAGACAAUAACGAGAACUUCAUCCUCGUCGGCAGUGAAACAACCGGCAUCAUCUACCUCUACAAUGUCACCCUCGGCACUAAGGUCAACGUCGACUUCCAGGACGUAUACAGACGCGGCAAGACAGACUCGCUGUGGUCUCAACUGUAUGAUGACGAUGCUGCCGGAGAUAUGUCGAUCUCUGACAUCGGGUUUAUCUCAGCUAGUCAGAGUCCGACCAACAGAACGAUGUUCUACGUGUUGGGGGCAGGCAGCGGUUCCGUGUCUCUGUAUGAAGUGGAGGACCUGGGACCCGAUCUACCUUCAUUUCCCUAGGAGGGACUUGUGACAAUAAACUUUAACAAUGGUGGAAUAAUGGCAUUUCAUUAAAAAAUGUCAGAACAUA